AUGAGUUCGACAUUUUAUCCCCUCGCCUCCCUAUCUCAAAUUGAAAAGUCACCGUCGGGAGAGGAUGGACUACCACAGGAGCUGGAGGAGGACUUGAGAGCUUAUGCGUGCAAGCUCAUCCACCAAGCUGGCAUUCUGCUAAAACAGAAGCAGGUGGCUGUAGCGGCAGCGCAAAUAUUAUUUCAAAGAUUUUGGUUUGUAACGUCAAUGAAGCAAUUUGGGGUCGGGGACAUCGGUAUGGGGGCCCUAUACCUCGCGUCAAAAUUAGAAGAAUGCCCGCUUCGAAUGCGUGAUCUGAUCAACGUUUAUGAUUUACUUCUUCAACGCGCCACUCACUCUGUGGGUCCCAAAUCCGACCAACCCUUCCAUUAUUACCCUAUGUCGUACUUCGGAUCAACGUUCUAUGACCUCAAGGAUGCGCUAGUUGUUUCAGAAAUGCAGAUAUUGAAGCGACUAGGGUUUAACGUCCACGUCGUGCUGCCCUAUGGCACCUUAAUCAACUAUCUCAGAGUCUUGGGUUUAACAAGUCAUCAAGACGCUUCCACUCGCGCGUGGGGGUAUUUAAACGACGCUCUGCAGACCCCCGUGUACGCCCUAUACCAAAUACCAACAAUCGUCAGCGCAGCCAUCCUCCUCACCAUCCGACAUCUAAAUAUUUCUCUCCCGUCAACGCCACCCACAUGCUGGUGGGAGUUAUUUGAUGCUGACUGGGAAGAUGUAUGGAGUGUUUGUGGGUUUAUCAUGCGGUUAUAC
Molecule: messenger RNA, 753 nt
Organism: Laccaria bicolor S238N-H82
Lineage: Eukaryota; Fungi; Basidiomycota; Agaricomycetes; Agaricales; Hydnangiaceae
Exons: 4
Biological process (GO): regulation of transcription by RNA polymerase II
Cellular component (GO): nucleus
Molecular function (GO): cyclin-dependent protein serine/threonine kinase regulator activity
Source: RefSeq, a predicted model, not a curated record